AUGACAUCCCCUGUAAGCCUGCUCGAUUGCUGCUAUCAGCGCCUGAUCACGUCGAGAUUUUUCGUUGACGGUUGGGGAAGACCCCAAGACUUGCUCAGGUUGAUGCUGUUCCGUCGGAAAAUGUGUGACAGGACGAAGUUUCAGGCGGCUCUGGACCAAAAUUAUCCGAUAUACAUCGACAAGGUAGCCUCCGGUAGACAAUUUCGUGUGGUCGAUGGACACUUCGUCUCGCCUUUCGCUGACCAUUUUCCUGACCUAGUCACUCCACCGGUUAGUUUAGUGCAAUUUCAGAUGGUACUGCCGACCAAAUGGAACUCGGACCGCAGACGACCAAUGUGUAUUCACUUCGCGGGAACCGAUAUCUUCUUUUCAAUGGUCGAGUAUUUUCGCAGGAGAUCCAGCCUUCGAAAGGUGAUCGAUCUGUUCAUUAUGGGUGGCUGUUUGAUGUUCGAAGGUGUAGCAUUGCUCAACUGGCUCGCAAGAGCUGGCUUUGGACCUUUAGCGUUGACUGGCAUUUCAAUGGGAGGCCAUAUGGCUUCGCUUGUUGCUGCGACUUAUCCGAAAGCGGUCGCUUUGAUUCCGUGUCUUUCUUGGAGCACUGCCUCGUCUGUAUUUACACAGGUAUUUAGCCCUUUGUUUCUGCAUCCCUCCGAAUGACA
This is a messenger RNA of Soboliphyme baturini, 659 nucleotides long. The record is from the annotation of a GenBank genome assembly. NCBI's taxonomy places the organism in Eukaryota, Metazoa, Nematoda, Enoplea, Dioctophymatida, Soboliphymatidae.